GGUACGUUCUGGCAGGCGGAAGCCGUUGCCAUAGUCGCUUCGUCUUGCUGCGCCUAUCAACAGCCCGGCGAGUUUGAAUAGCUGCUGGCUUGCGGACGCCGUGGCCCGAUUCCGAAGAAGAGGUCUAGGCCCGGAGCAAGCGCGAUGAGUGUCGUUACUGUGAGCGACAGGUUUGUUGUGGUCCCAGUUCCAAAGGAUGGGGAAAACCACAGCAGCCAAGACGAUAACGUCAGUGGCGGAACUGAAAACAGCUGCGCAGAGGAGCAAGGUGAAGUUGUUCUUAACAAAGAUGCAAAGCCAUGCGGAGAUGGCAUCCCGAAAGAGGACAGCCCGUUCAUCAACAACACGGACGGAGACAAAGGGAACUUCUACGAUGGCAAGAACAUGGCUCUCUUUGAGGAGGAGAUGGACAGCAACCCGAUGGUGUCCUCGCUGCUCAACAAGCUGGCCAACUACACCAACCUCACGCAGGGCGUCAUCGAGCACGAGGAGGCCGAGAACGAGGAGGGCGCCAAGAAGAUGACCGUCCAGAGUCCACAGAUGGGCACGUUCAUCGGGGUCUACCUCCCGUGCAUGCAGAACAUCCUGGGGGUCAUCCUCUUCCUGCGUCUCACCUGGAUCGUGGGCACGGCGGGAAUUCUGGAGUCCUUCGCCAUCGUCUUCAUGUGCUGCGCUUGCACUAUGCUGACGGCUAUAUCGAUGAGUGCCAUCGCUACAAACGGUGUGGUACCAGCCGGCGGCUCGUACUACAUGAUCUCGCGCUCCCUGGGGCCGGAGUUCGGCGGGGCCGUGGGGCUGUGCUUCUACCUGGGGACCACGUUCGCCGGGUCCAUGUACAUCCUGGGCACCAUCGAGAUCCUGCUGACGUACAUCGUGCCGAACGGCGCCAUCUUCAGGGCGGAGCGGAAGCAGGACGAGCUGGCGGCCAUGUUGAAUAACAUGCGCGUGUACGGCACCUGCUGCCUGGCGCUCAUGGCCCUGGUGGUGUUCGUGGGGGUGAAGUACGUCAACAAGCUGGCGCUGGUCUUCCUGGCCUGCGUGGUGCUGUCCAUCAUGGCCAUCUACGCCGGCGUGAUCAAGACCGCCUUCGACCCGCCCGACUUCCCAAUCUGUAUGCUGGGGAACCGGUCCCUGAUGAACCUGGAAUUCGACAAGUGCCUGAAGACGGAGACGAUCGGGAACGAGACGGUGCCCACGGCGCUGUCGGGCCUCUUCUGCACCAACGGCAGCUGCGACGCGUACUUCAGGGACAACAACGUCACGGAGAUCCAGGGCAUCCCCGGGCUGCUGAGCGGGGUCAUCUCAGACAACCUGUGGUCCAGCUACGGGCCCAACAAGAUGGUGGUGGAGAGCAGCAGGCAGUCGUCCGUCACCCCCGAGGACUCCCCUGUGGACGUCAACAGGCCCUACAUCUUCAACGACAUGGCCACCUUCUUCACCCUGCUGGUGGGGAUAUACUUCCCUUCAGUCACGGGAAUCAUGGCUGGCUCCAACAGGUCUGGAGAUCUGAAAGAUGCCCAGCGUUCAAUUCCCACCGGAACUAUCCUCGCCAUAGCGACCACAUCCUUCAUCUACAUCUCCUGUGUGGUGCUGUUUGGUGCGUGCAUUGAAGGUGUGCUUCUGAGAGACAAGUUUGGAGACUCGGUGAAGAAGAACCUGGUGGUGGGCAUCUUGUCCUGGCCCUCCCACUGGGUGAUCGUGAUUGGCUCGUUCUUCUCCUGCUGCGGGGCGGGGCUGCAGAGCCUCACCGGCGCCCCCCGGCUGCUGCAGGCCAUCGCACGCGACGGCAUCAUCCCCUUCCUGCAGGUGUUUGGUCAUGGUAAGGCUAAUGGCGAGCCCACCUGGGCUCUGCUGCUGACUGCGGGGAUCUGUGAGAUCGGCAUCCUCAUCGCCUCCCUGGACGAGGUGGCGCCCAUUCUGUCAAUGUUCUUCCUCAUGUGUUACCUCUUUGUGAACCUGGCGUGUGCCGUUCAGACCCUGCUCCGCACCCCAAACUGGAGACCCCGCUUCAAGUUCUACCACUGGACUCUGUCCUUCCUGGGCAUGAGUUUGUGUCUCUCCCUGAUGUUCAUCUGCUCCUGGUACUACGCCCUGGUGGCCAUGGUGAUCGCCGGGUGCAUCUAUAAGUACAUCGAGUACAGAGGGGCGGAGAAGGAGUGGGGCGACGGGAUUCGCGGUCUGUCCCUCAACGCCGCCCGCUACGCCCUGAUUCGCCUGGAGGAGUCUCCACCCCACACCAAGAACUGGAGGCCGCAGCUCCUGGUGCUGUUGAACCUGGACGCAGACCUGGGGGUGAAGCACCCCCGCCUGCUGUCCUUCACCACGCAGCUGAAGGCGGGGAAGGGCCUGACCAUCGUGGGCUCCGUGCUGGAGGGCACCUACAUGACCAAGGACUCCGAGGCCAAGUGCUCCGAGCAGAAUGUGAAGUCGGCCAUGUCCCAGGAGAAGACCAAGGGCUUCUGCCACGUGGUGGUGUCGUCUAACCUGCGGGACGGCUUCUCUCUGCUCAUCCAGUCGGCCGGGCUGGGGGGCAUGAAGCACAACGCCGUGCUGAUGGCCUGGCCUGCCAGCUGGAGGCAGGCGGAGAGGGACUCCUCCUGGAGGAACUUCAUCGAGACGGUGCGGGAGACCACUGCGGUGCACCUGGCCCUGCUGGUGGCCAAGAACAUCGACACGUUCCCCACCAAUCAGGACCGGCUGGGCGAGGGCACCAUAGACGUGUGGUGGAUCGUGCACGACGGCGGCCUGCUGAUGCUGCUGCCCUUCCUGCUGCGCCAGCACAAGGUGUGGCGCAAGUGUAAGAUGCGCAUCUUCACCGUGGCCCAGAUGGACGACAACAGCAUCCAGAUGAAGAAAGAUCUGCAGAUGUUCCUGUAUCACCUGCGGCUGGACGCUGAGGUGGAGGUGGUGGAGAUGCACGACAGCGACAUCUCGGCCUUCACCUACGAGAAGACGCUGGUGAUGGAGCAGCGCUCCCAGAUGCUGAAGCAGAUGCAGCUGUCCCGGACGGAGAGGGAGAGAGAGGCCCAGCUGAUCCACGACAGGAACACGGCGUCUCACGCGGCUCUGAGUGACAAGGCGCAGGCCAUGGCUGACCGCGUGCACAUGACCUGGACCAAGGAGAAGUUCUGCGCUGAGCGCAACCGCAACCGCGAGGCCAACCUGGGCGUGCGAGACCUGUUCAACAUGAAACCAGAGUGGGAGAACCUAAACCAGUCCAACGUCAGGCGCAUGCACACGGCGGUGAAGCUGAACGAGGCCAUCGUCAGCAAGUCCCAGGAUGCUCAGCUGGUCCUGCUCAACAUGCCGGGGCCGCCCCGGAGCAAGGACGGGGACGAGAACUACAUGGAGUUCCUGGAGGUGCUGAUGGAGGGGCUGAACCACGUGCUGCUGGUGCGGGGGGGUGGGCGUGAGGUCAUCACCAUCUACUCCUAACGCCGUG
Conger conger (European conger) is the source of this 3442-nucleotide messenger RNA. Its product is annotated as solute carrier family 12 member 7-like. Gene Ontology annotation, biological process: chloride transmembrane transport; chemical synaptic transmission; potassium ion homeostasis. The coding region runs from base 145 to 3435 and encodes 1096 amino acids. NCBI's taxonomy places the organism in Eukaryota, Metazoa, Chordata, Actinopteri, Anguilliformes, Congridae. The transcript has 25 exons. The record is from RefSeq and is a predicted model, not a curated record. Gene Ontology annotation, molecular function: potassium:chloride symporter activity. Gene Ontology annotation, cellular component: membrane.